UAACGCCUUCACCGUCUCGCCGGCGACGUCGUCCGCUUGUACGUCGCCGCCGUUGGCACUCCGUGUCUCCUUCGCACGGCUUCGAUGCUGCGCCUGCCUCUGAAAGAAAUGCAAGCGUCUUCUGGUACAGUAAAAGGGAUGUUUAAGUCAAAUGCACCCUUGAUUCGGAGGUUGUUGAUUCUUCUGCAAUUUCUUCCUGGAGUUCUAUCUUGGGGAAAGGAAGGGCAUUAUGCCACCUGUAAAAUUGCAGAGGGUCUUCUAACUCAAGAAGCUAUUACAACUGUGAAGAUGUUGCUUCCGGACUAUGCCAAUGGUGAUUUGGCUUCUCUUUGCUCUUGGGCGGAUGAAAUCCGCCACAAUCCCAGGUGGCGGUGGACUGGCCCCUUGCACUAUAUCGAUACUCCUGAUUUCAAGUGCAACUAUGACUACUGUCGAGACUGCCAUGAUUUUGCCGGAAGGAAAGAUAGAUGUGCUGCUGGGGCAAUCUACAACUAUUCCACACAGCUGUCAUAUUAUGGGCUUCCCGCUUCGGAACAGAAAUACAAUUUAACGGAGGCUCUUUUAUUCUUAUCACAUUUUAUUGGGGACAUUCAUCAGCCAUUGCAUGUUGGCUUCACUGGAGAUGCAGGUGGGAACACCAUAACAGUUCGCUGGUACAGGCGGAAAACCAAUUUACACCAUGUGUGGGAUAAUAUGAUCAUCGAGUCUGCCCUGAAGAAGUUCUACAAUUUGAACCUUGCAGUGUUGGUGGAGACCCUUCGAACAAAUAUUUUGGAAGACUGGUCGGCUGACAUUCCAUCAUGGGAAGUGUGUGAAUCAAAUCAGACUGUUUGUCCAAACUUGCAUGCUUCAGAGAGCAUCCGCCUAGCAUGCAAAUUUGCUUACCGGAAUGCAACACCAGGAAGCACUCUAGGAGAUGAAUACUUCCUCACACGUCUGCCGAUUGUGGAGAAAAGACUAGCCCAAGGUGGGGUCCGUUUAGCUGCAGUCCUCAACCGCAUCUUCGUUCCUGUUCAACCCUCUCGUCUGAGAAGUGAUAGCUGAUAGAUGGGUGGAUUAUGAAAGGCGUAUAAUUUAAAGAAAGCUCUGGUGCAUUAAUUUUAUAUGGUGGUUCACGGAGGCUAUGAACUGGGACCAUCUAGAGCACAAAUUGGCCAUUGUAUCUUGCUGAAAUCGAUAGCCAUCCUCGGCCAAACUUGCCACCUAGGCUACCUAUUCCGAUCAUGUCACCUUUACCUCAUGCUUUGCAUGUACUCACAACUACUACCCUCUUCAUCUCUUAUUAUAUUCCUCUUUUAAGGAAAUUAAUGCUGAACCAAUUACUUUCUUUAUCGAUUAACUUGUUGUAAAAUAUAACUUGCUUUAUUCAUCUGUACUGAUGUGGUAUCCAUUUCAAUAAAAGUUCUGUAAGUUGUUGUAAAAUGUAA
Messenger RNA from Musa acuminata subsp. malaccensis (wild Malaysian banana), 1427 nucleotides. RefSeq names its product endonuclease 4. The record is from RefSeq and is a predicted model, not a curated record. Gene Ontology annotation, biological process: DNA catabolic process. Gene Ontology annotation, molecular function: nucleic acid binding; endonuclease activity. Lineage: Eukaryota; Viridiplantae; Streptophyta; Magnoliopsida; Zingiberales; Musaceae.